AUGUCAACCGUUGAGACUUCUGCUCCCGUCGACGCUGCCAAGACCACUGAGGUGGCGCCUGAGGCUACCGCACCUGCUGAGCAGCCGGAGACAGUACAGCCUGCACCUGAGGCUGCGAAGGAAGCCACGACGGAGCCUGCCGAGGCCACGCCUGCUGCAGCACCCUCUGACGCACCAGCGCCUGAGCCUACUGGUGCCACUGAACCCACGACCACCAUGACUACGCCUGCCGAGACCGAAGCCACUCCAAAGGCUCAGGAGACUGCGCCGAAGGUGGAGGAGAAGGAAGAGGAGGAACCUCAGAAUGAGCUUACGAAGAAGUUCACAGAGAAGGAGUGGACCGCGUUGAAGGAGUUUAGGAAGGGCCUUCCGGAUGUGUUUAAGAAGGCUUACGUUGAGAAGGAGGGUUACACUCCCGCCCCCAUCGUUCUCUGGACCGUCACCAUCGACCCGAAUGGCAAGAAGGAUGCGAAGGCGUCGGUCGUACUCAUGAAGUUCCUCCGCGCUCGUGAUUUGAACGUAGAACUCGCGAAGGAAAUGAUGGUGCACACCCUCCGCUGGCGCGACGAGUUUGGCGUCGAGGCUGCCAUUCAGGAGACGUUCCCCGAGGACGUAUUCGGCAACUUGGGCCACAUCUAUGGACGCAGCAAGAACAACCAACCGAUCACGUAUAACCUUUACGGGCAGAUGGGCGACUUGAAGACCGUCUUUGGCGACAAGAACCGGUUCAUGAGGUGGCGCAUCAAGCUCAUGGAGGAAGGUAUCACCAAGCUCGACUUCGAGACGGUCGACCAGAUGAUCCAAGUACACGACUACGAAGGUGUCGGCUGGAACAGCCGCGACGCGAACUCGAAGGCAGCCGCAAGUGAGAUCUCGAACAUCUUCUCGAACCACUAUCCCGAGUUCCUCUCGCACAAACUCUUCGUCAACGUGCCCUCCGCGUUCACCUGGAUCUUCUGGCUCUUCAAGCCGCUGCUUCCGGCCGCCACACUUGCGAAGAUGAAGGUCGCCGGCCGCGGGCCACAUGGCAUCGGCAAGGAGCUGUUACCGUUGAUUGACGCCGAGCAAUUGCCGAAGCAGUAUGGUGGCAAAGCCGAUGCGCCGUUCGGUAGCAAGUAA
Peniophora sp. CBMAI 1063 is the source of this 1119-nucleotide messenger RNA. Lineage: Eukaryota; Fungi; Basidiomycota; Agaricomycetes; Russulales; Peniophoraceae. The record is from the annotation of a GenBank genome assembly.